AUGAAACGGAUAUUUGCAAGAGGAAAUAAUGCCCUAAUCGUACGGAAUUACAGUGACAGUGAGCAGUUCAAAUAUCGCCCCAAUUUGCUGCAUCAUCGUGCGAAGAAGACCGGGAAAAGUGUGGAGGAGAUAAUUAAAAAUGCAAAUCGUGUUCCGAUCCCGGCGAUGAAAGGCGAGCCGCUUUUCGGUGUCCACUCUGUCAUCGCCGCUCUCACGGCUCAGCGCAGAAAGCCCCAUGUGCUGUAUAUGAAAGAAUCUGUUCGAGCAAGAGCCGAGUCGAACGAAACGCUCAACCGUUUGCUGACACUCGCCGAGGAGAGGAAACUGCCUAUUCGACCCUUAGCACACGAUCAACUCGAUAGGAUUACUCAAUUUCAACUACACAAUGGAGUUGUGCUCGAUUGUGGCCCUCUCACCUUCGCACCGCUAACUGACAUGGUAGAGGUGGGAUUUUUGGUGUUUCUGGAUCGGGUACUCGAUCCAGGGAAUGUGGGCGCGCUUGCUAGGACUAUCGCUUUCUUUGGCGGCUCGGGAAUCGCAUAUGCGCUCGAUCGAGGUCCCCAUACGAUUACCCCAUCGAUGAGCAAAGCCUCAGCCGGUGCGCUUGAGUAUCUGCCCGUGGUCACAGCUUCAACUUCAUCAGAGUUCUUUGAGAAAUGUCACUCCAAAGGAUAUUUCGUCGUUGGGACGGCCGAUCCAGGCUCAGCAAUUGCGAAAAACAGAAAUGUACUCGAUAUUUCUGACUUCAAACCACCACCUCGACGCCCGAUUGUUGUUGUUAUGGGUGAUGAGGGAACGGGUAUUAGUCCUGAAGUGUCAUCUCGUUGUGACGCGUUUGUCUCGAUUGGUUCUCCACAAAUUCAAAACGUCCCUUCACUCAAUGUUUCAGUGGCUGCAGGAGUUCUUCUACAUCAUCUUUGGCUGUCAUUGAAAGAGAGACUUGAA
Molecule: messenger RNA, 945 nt
Organism: Mesorhabditis belari
Lineage: Eukaryota; Metazoa; Nematoda; Chromadorea; Rhabditida; Rhabditidae
Source: the annotation of a GenBank genome assembly